Molecule: messenger RNA, 2700 nt
Organism: Peromyscus californicus insignis
Lineage: Eukaryota; Metazoa; Chordata; Mammalia; Rodentia; Cricetidae
Gene: Dctd
Product: dCMP deaminase
Exons: 6
Coding region: 839-1372 (177 amino acids)
Biological process (GO): dUMP biosynthetic process; dTMP biosynthetic process
Cellular component (GO): cytoplasm
Molecular function (GO): zinc ion binding; dCMP deaminase activity
Source: RefSeq, a predicted model, not a curated record
GUGGAGCGGCGGAUCGGCGCGUCCCCUCCCGGAGGGCCCCCCGGCUCGCACCGCGCUCCGCUCCGCUCCGCUUGCACGUGGGCGGCCACUCGCGGGCUCGCCGCGGAGGGGGGAGGCUGCUUCCCCGGAGUCCCUCCUGGCGCCCACGUGGCGGGGAGGGGUGGAGACUUGAGAUCCUGGGGCGGAGUUGGCGGGGAGUUGCCAGGAGUCUCUGUGUGUGUGUGCACCCUCUCCCGGGCUGGAGGAGGGUCUCCCUGGACUGGCGACAUCUCAGUCUCAGUGUCCUCCUGCUGAAGCUGCUGGUGGGUGGGUACAGAGCCCCCAGGGAGCUUGGAAGCCAGCCCAGGGCAGCCCGGGGUGGAGAAACGUGUCCCCUUUCGCUGCCUUCCCAUCCCCCACUCCCCAAACCUUAAAGCAGGCGGGAAGCCGCUUCCAACCAGCCUGCCUCCCUGUUGAGCAGGGUUGCAAGGGCCUUGGCUCUUAGUUGUGCUUUCUGAUACCUACGUGUUCACUGCUAGGUACUGUCCUGUCGUGUGAAGGGGAAGUUUGGGAAACGCCCACCUUAAGACUUCUCAGUGAGUGGGGUCCUGUCCUGACCUAGUUUAUUUUUUUAAAGGAUUCUCUUAGCUGAAGUUCUCUGCCCAUCCUCUCACCCUCUCAGACUCUUCCCCCGUUGUAGAGACCAUCUAGGCCUGGCCCCAAAGCCCAUGUUACAGAACCUGGCUUUAGUAUUAGCAUUUUCUUGUUUUUCUCCUAUUAGAUUCAGUCCUCAGAGCUGAUUAAUCCAUUUAUUUGGAGGAACGAAGGAGAAAGGAAAGGGAAAAAUCACCUGUGGCAUAUGACUUCUAGGCCCAACAUGAGUGACAUUUCCUGCAAAAAACGGGAUGACUAUCUGGAAUGGCCUGAGUAUUUCAUGGCGGUGGCCUUCUUAUCAGCCCAAAGAAGCAAGGAUCCAAGUUCCCAGGUCGGAGCCUGCAUUGUGAAUACAGAAAACAAGAUUGUUGGGAUCGGGUACAACGGAAUGCCAAAUGGAUGCAGUGAUGACCUGUUGCCCUGGAGGAGAACAGCAGAAAAUAAGCUGGAUACUAAAUACCCGUAUGUGUGCCAUGCCGAGCUGAACGCCAUCAUGAACAAGAAUUCGGCUGAUGUGAAGGGCUGCAGUAUGUACGUCGCCUUGUUCCCGUGUAAUGAGUGUGCUAAGCUGAUCAUCCAGGCAGGUAUAAAAGAAGUCAUUUUCAUGUCGGAUAAAUACCACGACAGUGAGGAGACAACGGCCGCCAGACUCCUGUUUAAACUGGCUGGGGUUACGUUCAGCAUUUCAGCCUCUCAGGAACAUCGGGCCAGUUUCUACCAGCUCCCUAGGUCCCUGUGAUGCAGACAUGCCCCCCUGGCCCUUGGGGCAUAAACAUGAAGGCUCAUGGCUCAGCACAGGACUCAAUCCAUUUGGACCCCGAGUUCCCGAGAAUCCGUGGCCAAGCAGUCUUUCUAUUAUCGCUCGGUGAUUGGAGUUUUCAGGCUUGGGAUUACCGCCAAUGGGAAGCAGAUGGGCUUCGAAUCAAGAAAUAGGCACUUGAGCAGCCCAGCACCGCUCUGUUUGCGAAGAGGCUCUUAGGCCACUUUAUGUGGCUGGAGAUCAUCAUUUGCAGAAAGCCGUGCAGAAAUCUCGCCAGCCCAUGGGAACACCACCGCUCCAGGACGUUGUCCUGUCCUUCCUGCCCACUGCAGCUAAGCAGCCACCCAGGUGGGAAGCCUUGCUGCAGGACCGAUGUCACCUGGGACCAGCCUGGCUCCCCCACCCCCCCACCCCGGGGGGAGGGAGAGAACCUCCCUUUUGCCCUAGCUGUCUGCUUCUUCUCUGCUAUGAAAAGCUCAUAGAAGCCCUCAUGACUCAAAGCACAGUUCCUGACCCCUCCUCACACCUCCCCGGAUUUCUCACCCACCAAAGCCCAGAGACCAAGGGGUGACAUAUCCGGAAUGGUACGGCCUUGGGCGAAGAGCUCAGAUGGGUAGCGGUGGCUCUUGACUCAAGGACAGGGAAGUGGCUUUGCAGAGUGAUGUUUCCUGGGGUUUCCUGACCCCUGGUCUCUCAGUUAAUCUUGCCCUUUCUUCCUCGGUGAGGUCAUGUCAGCCAUCAUGCAUUUACAUAAGGGGCCCUUCCUCCCCACAUCACGCCACCCCCCUUCCCAGUUGCUAAAAGGCGAUUUAAUAUGCAGAAGCUCUGCUAGACAGCAUUAGGUUAUGACACGAGAAACUGGGAAAAAAAAAAUCCAGGCCCCAACUCUGCCCUUCAGGUGUCCUCCUGAGAGACAGAGACAGAGAGAGAGAGAGAGAGAGAGAGAGAGAGAGAGAGAGAGAGAGAGAGAGAGAGAGAGAGAGAGAGAGAGAGCCAUUGUUGGCCAAGGGCAGAACAGGCAGGCUGGGAGUCUGGAAUGCAGAGAACACCUGGGAAACUGAGGCCACUUCGUCUGUUCUCAAAGGAGUGUUGAGACUCGUGGGAGUUCUCAUGUUCAAGUAGGUCCCAGGACCCGACGCUUCCUUCCUUCACUCUGCAGCAGGCACAGGGACCUCUCCAGACAGGGAGCGAAGAAGAGGACGUGAACUCUCUUUCAGCUCAGCCCCUUGGAAAGAUGCCUUCACUCACCGGCGACUACCUCACUUAGCCAUUAAAUGUCAGCGCAGCCCCGUUCACAGGGGGGAGAG